UCCUCGCCCAGGGAACCAGAAAUAUAUCCUGUCACCGUGUCACAUGCAGGACCCGGAAAACAAUACAAGCUAAAGCAUGAAAUAUCUACAACCUCAAACUCCUUUUUUCAUCUUUCUUUUCACUUUCAUAUCAACAUUAGUUAACGGUCAAAAGUCGGCCCCAUUAUGUACAUUCAUAAACCAUAAAACGUCACAAUCUGAGAUGCACAAAAGGCUACAACCAUUGCUUGGAAAAGUAUUUGAAGCAACAGACUCAAAUAACCUUUACACCUACAACAUUGGAAUAUGUGUGAAUGCUGACCCUGAAAAAAAGUUUGGGGAAAAUGUUGGAGUUGUACAAAAUGAAAUAGAAAGUAAAGAUAAAAGUCCUCUAAAACACUGGAUUAUUGGCUGUUACAAUAACUCCCAGCUUAUAGAAGGAACUGACUGGGUAAUAUUAGAAUAUUUAGAUGGACAGAAAUAUGGUACCCAUUGUGGGAAAGAACCAAGGAAAGCCAGGAUAAUGAUCACUUGUGAUAGUAGUGUCAAAUCUGGAGAAGAAACAGUUAAAAUCUUUGAAGAAGAGACUGACAAAUCACAGGAUUGUUACUACUUGUUUGAGAUAUCCUCACCCGACAUUUGUAUAAAAGUACCACCAAUAACUAUUAGUCUCAGUGUUGGCUCUGUAUUAGUUAUCAUAUUCAUUGUUGUUGUGUGCCUGUACAUCCUCUUAGGAUUUCUGUAUAACAGACUGGUACUUGGAGCUAAAGGAAAGGAACAGAUACCUAACUACAGUUUCUGGCAGGACUUUGGAAACUUACAAGCUGAUGGUUGUAACUUUAUAUGUCGUACUGGAAUUAGAUCAGAAUCUAAACCCUACAAAGGUUUAGGCGAUGACCAACUACAGGAAGAAGAUGACCGAGAUGACCAUUUACUGCCCAUGUAAAAUGCAGUUGUUUUCUUUGAUUGUGAAACUACAUUAAUAUUGAGAGUUGUCGUCUAUAAAUAGUAUUUAUAGACCUGUCAUGCCUGUUAGCAGAUCAGUUCAGGAAAAGAUUUGUUAAAGAUACAGCUAAUGGCUCAUAAUCACCAAACUGGAUCCAAGUUAACUUCAGCAAUUCUAACUAUGGAAGGGUACCAGUGUUUAGGGCAAAUAGCUGAGCCUGGUAUAAAGGAAAUGUUAUAUACUGUGAUAAAAUAUGUGUUUUGUAGAUUGAACAUUCCAAAGAAAAUAAAUGUUUAAUUUUAAAUCUAAAUUGGGUGUACAUAGCUACAAUGAACAUUUCAAAGUAAAUAAAUGUUUAAUUUUAAAUCUAAAUUGGGUGUACAUAGCUACAAAAACAUUAUCAUCAGAUCUCAUACAAAAUAUUCUGUCCUAGUUAUUUUUAGAGGUGGUUCUUUAAGAAAGUUUGCUGGUCCUCACGAUUAUUUUAUGGCAAAAUAAUAUUAUGUCUAUCCUUUGCCAAAGAUUGGUAGUUAAAACCUUUGGACAAACCACUUUUCGAGAACUCAAUUCUUUAACCAUCAUAGAUCCGAAGAUAUCAGAUGUAUUUUAGGAAUUUCUAGAAACCGGAUGCUGUAUUUCCAAAUCUGUUUAACAUGUAUGUUUGUGAACUUGUGAGGAGAGCAGUAAUCAUAUGCAAAUGUUUCACAGAUUUGGAAAUACCUGUUUCAAGACAUUACAGCAUCAUGUAUAGAUCUUGAGAGUAAAUCAUUUCAUAUAUUAUCACCUUAAGGCAAUAUAGAAUCCACAUUACCAUGACAUACAUGAAGCUUAAAGGACAGGGGGUGGGGUAGAAAGUCAUUGUAUAUCAUACCAUGUACUGUGGAUUCUUUCAUUUAAUUCUUGGAUUGAGGAAAAUUGUAUUUUUAGUUAUAUGAUUUGAUCAUAGUUUUGCCAGAGUCUGCAUAGAAGCAUAUAAUAAAUUUGUAUGUGUACUUGGUUCUUUUACAUCCUCAAAGUCCAUGAAAAAUUGUACCCAUGAAAAAUAAUGAAUCUAGGGAAUCAAACAUCAUACUGUUGUAUCAGUUCAAAUUUAGGUAUGUUUGUUUUUUUCAAUGUUGAGAAUAUUAUGAAUGAAUGUUAUGAGAUGAUAUGUUUUGAAUGACAGAAAUAUUGAUUAAUGAACAAAUACACAUUGUAUACACUACAGCUCAGGUGGAUUUUAAUUUGUCCUCCCGUCCACAGUGGGAGUGGGCACUGGGUGGGCAAAAUUUCUAGUUUGUCCACUUUGCCCACCCAUUAGAUUGGGCAUGCAAUUUCUUUUGUUUAAUCAACAGACUGGCAAGUACAUUCAAUUGACAAAAUGCAGAUAAGCAUUUGUAAUUCCUUUAAAAAAAAAAAAAAAAAAGAGAUUUAUAGCUAGGGUGGGCACGGGUGGGCUGCCCACGGUGGGUCGUUGGAAAAAGCAAAAUCCAUGUGGGCUGUUGUUUAGAUAUUUUGAUAAAUUGUUUUAAGUGUUAGUGGGGACAAUACAAAUUUAUAUAUAUAUAAAGGUUUAUUUAAUAUUGUGUUAUUAUUGAUUGUUAUUUCUGUUGUGACAUUGUGUGACAAUGAAAAGUUUUUGUGACAAUGAAUAUUUUCAAUCUUUUUUUUUCUUCUUCUCCAAAUCUAUAACCAUGUCAAGUAACAACCAUAUUUACAGAGUUUUUGAUUUGACCUUUUGACCUUUACCUAUUGACCCUGCUUAUACUUUCUCUAUACUGUAAAUACACAAAGUUUUGCAAAUCUUUAUUCAUGUGGUUUUUUACCAAAUGGACAAAAUUUAUUGAGAUUGAUUAUUGAGAUUUCAGUUAAUGCUGUGUAAAAGUUAUGAUAAUAAAUUUACAAAAUAAAGUAUAAUUUGGGUGAAACGUAUCCUGUUGCAAAAAACAAACACCACAGAAUUUUCUGAAUUAAUAUCAAUUGGAAAACAUUUAAAAAUUAAAGACUUUUAUUAUAAAAAGUGACUUUAUAUUAUUUUUUAUAAUCAAUAAGCAAGCAACCCAUUUAACUGUGAUUUUCACUAGGGUUUUGGUGCAUUGAACAAGUUUAUUUGUAAAUGGCCUCUGAAUUGAUGAUUCUGUGUGAUAAUGGUUAGAUUCACCUUAAUAAUUUUAAGAAUUUCUACCCUAUUUGAUAAAAAUGGCCGAAUUAUUCUUAGUCCUGGUAUUGAUUUAAUGAUUUUACUCCAAGUGUUAAGAAUUAGAAUUGAAUUUUAAAUUUUCAUCUUUAAAUUUUAAUUCAUUUGGUACAUAAAAAGUAUUGCUGAUCUUACUUUCAAUGUUUUAAUGCUUUAUUAUCAUAUUUUAUGGUUUGCAGAAAGUUUACAUUUUAUGUAAUAUUGAAUUGAAAUCCAUUUUUCCCUUAUUAUUUAUACCUUUCCAAAGUUUAAUUUUUAUUGUAAAAUGUUGGAUAGGGUUUCGAUGUAUACUAAUACAUAUUUGUUUCCGUGCACUGUACAGAGGGAUCACAUGGUUGACAGAAUUUAUACUUUACACAUACACAAAAGUGUGUGUACAUCUAUUUAUUGUGUAAUACUCAUUUGUCAUUAUAUAGUGCUGUUUUGUGUAUUAAAUGUUGUGAUUUAUUUGUGCACAUUUCUAUGUAUUUAAAGGAAAAAAACCUGUGGACUGUGAAAUUUAUAUCUUUUGUUUAUACCUGAAAGACAGAUCUAUAUGUGUUAAGGUUUGAUAACCUUUAAACUAAAUUUAGUCAUCCAAUAUUUUUAUUUUUUAAAGUGCCAAUCUGCCCAAGAAUCAGGCAGUGUAGAAAACAUAACAAACAAAAACCCACUAAACUUGACAUUAAAUUAUAUACAAAAUGUGUGGUAGUGCAUGAAUAUGAUAUUCUUUUCCUUUCCCUGUUCUGGUAAUUCAAGAUAUAAUUUGGUUAAAAUUCACUAGAAAUUAACAAUUAUGGGGAGAUAACUCUAUAAUUUGCUAUCAUUCUUACCAAAAAUUAUCUUGAUAUUUUUUGAAUAACCAGACACACAGUAAUGAAAGAUCUACCUACAAUUUCAAUCUGAAGAUCAGGGCACAUUCAAAAUAGGGUGGUUAGGUUGAUGUUUUUUUGGCCAAGUUUUAAUUUUUUUCUUAAUUGCCUGAUUCUUACAAAGCCUGGCACUUUAUUGCCAGCUUAACUCCAAGUGGCAAACACUUUGAAGCUUCAGUAUAAUUUUUUUCAGAUUUCAGGUUUUGGGUAUAAAGAGACACAUUCAAUAUACUGAAAUGACAGCUUUAAAUUAAUUUCUUAUAUAUGUUUGCUUUGCAAGUACUGUGUAUUCAGUUAUUUUUGUGUAUACCAGUUUUUUGUGGAUUGUGAUUUUUUUAUAAUUUUCAUGGAUAUUUGAUAAAGUGGUUUUGGCUGAUUCUGCAUUCAAACCUUCAGUAAAUUUACAUUUCGUUGAACAUUUAAAUUCUUGAUUUAUAUAUUCAAAGAAGUCCAUGAAAAUUAGUAUCACAGAAAUAACAAUGAAUCCACAGUAUUCCAUAUUUCUUGUCAUCUGUUUUCUUCUUGUUAUUUCCUGUAUUUUCAUUCAGAUUUUGGUGUUGAUUAUUUUUAUGAUAAUAAAUUAUAAGAAAAUUAA
Molecule: messenger RNA, 4547 nt
Organism: Mytilus trossulus (common blue mussel)
Lineage: Eukaryota; Metazoa; Mollusca; Bivalvia; Mytilida; Mytilidae
Product: cation-dependent mannose-6-phosphate receptor-like
Exons: 6
Coding region: 77-925 (282 amino acids)
Biological process (GO): protein targeting to lysosome
Cellular component (GO): endosome; trans-Golgi network; Golgi apparatus
Molecular function (GO): protein domain specific binding
Source: RefSeq, a predicted model, not a curated record